UUUCAUCUUCUCUCUAUCAGACCAAAAACCCUACUCUCUUUCUCUCUCGCUCUCAAUCUCAAUGGAUGUUACGAUGAAACACAACCUUCUCAACAGCUUCAUCAUCUCUCUCAUUCUCACUCUCGUCUUCCUUAUCUCACCAUCGUCAUCAUCAUCAUCGACAUCUUCAUCGAAUCAAGAUACAAGAGUAUCUACACGAAAGACAGAACCCUUUCUCAACGGGGACGAAUCACCGCACCAACUCGUCUACAUCAAGAAAAUGACGCCGUUUAUCUUGAACCCGGGUCAACGAGAUCAACACCGUCGUCUUCGUUAUAACCACCACUACUACUACUACCGCCAUGGUAUUCGUCGCCGUGGUCUUCGUCACCGUGCCAACUACUUCAAGAUGAUGACCAAGAAGAGCAGUAACGGUUUUAACCGUCCGGUCGGACCGGAUACGUUCUCUGUUAUGCUUCCCAAAGGAUUCGUACCUCCUUCCGGUUCAUCUCCUUGUCAUAACCAGAACCCUAAUUCCGCUACCACUCUCUUCUGCGAUCUUUCAACACAGCCUUAGAGUUCUCCAAAACCCGGUCUUCGCAAUUCUUUAAUGGCCGGUACAAGAAACGAUUUUGUUCUUCCACUGUUGUAUAUUUCAUCUUUUUCACCUUUGAAUAAGAGAUAUUUGUUAUGAUCGAUGCA
Raphanus sativus (radish) is the source of this 681-nucleotide messenger RNA. RefSeq lists its product as uncharacterized. The coding region runs from base 62 to 556 and encodes 164 amino acids. The record is from RefSeq and is a predicted model, not a curated record. Lineage: Eukaryota; Viridiplantae; Streptophyta; Magnoliopsida; Brassicales; Brassicaceae. The transcript has a single exon.